AUGUUACGCAGAAUAUCAGCCCUUGGUCGGGGCCUGCCCAAGCCGGUCCGGUCCACCCCUUCACAAGCCCGAACCCCCUCCCCUAUCGCUCGGCUCGUCGCUGGGUACCAUACCCUUCCACGCGACAGGCCACCACUGUCACCUCGCAUCACCGGUAGACUGGAUCUGCAACCACUGCCCCGCUUGUUCCACUCGUCCGCUAUCAGGCGGGCGGACGAGCCUUUCAAGCUGGCGGAUAUUGGCGAGGGCAUCACCGAGGUGGAGAUCAUAAGCUGGAGUGUCAAGGAAGGAGACAUGGUAGAAGAGUUUGAUACACUGUGUGAGGUGCAGAGUGACAAGAGCACCGUCGAGCUCACCGCUCCCUUUACCGGCAAGAUCCACCAUAUCGCGUUCAACUCGGGCGAGAUGGUCAAGGUCGGACAGGUCUUGUGUCGUAUCAUGACCGAAGGCGGAGCCUCGGAGGACGUACCGGCCGAAGUGGAGCAGUCUCCAGAACCCGCCGAGACCAGCGAGGUAGCGUCCUCCUCACCGUCACCGCUUACAGAAUCGGUGAACGAGCCGUCUUCCGACCAUAUCUCCCCAUCUUCUCCCUCUAUUCCCGAACGGCAAAUCGUCCAUCCUCAACAGCACCCAUCAUCCGCGAGCAGCGAUAUGGACCGCGCCCUUCUCGCUUCUCUCCAGGCAGCCGCAGAAGCCACCGCCGCCGCCGAGGCAGCCACUGAAGCCGCUGGGCUGUUGCAGCACCGAGACGAGGGCAUGGAAGCUGCAGGUGGCGGGGGCUUCUCGGGCGAGGCGGGCGUGGUGCGCGGACACGAGCCAAAGCCGGUAGAGAUCAGCACGGCGCCCGUGCCUGCUCGCAGAGAAAGGGUCGCGAGGGAAGGGCAGAGGGAGAUUGUCAAGACGAGUCCGGCUGUACGGACACUAGCAGCGAGACUGGGAGUCAGGCUGGAGGACGUCAAGCCGACUGGAGAGGGAGGGAGGGUGACGCAGGUGGAUGUGCAAGCGGCGGCGGAGAGGCACGCGCCAGUGGCGAGCAGCUCGCGGGCAGCCUCGUUGCCGACCUCGCCUGCUCCGUUGGGAUAUCCCGCUGUGAGGAGCAAGAUGCCAGAGGUGACCAAGGUGGACUUUGGACGGACGAGGAAGGUCAUGUAUCGCGCGAUGGGUGAUAUGGCCAGUGUACCUCAUUUCGGAUACUCGCAUACCCUCAACCUCACUCCGCUACUACCCUAUCUCCGCGCUCUGAAUGCCCCUGCAUCGCCUUCAUCAACCAACUACCUCGCCUCGGACAUUCCCGCCGAGCACGCCCGGAAUCCCAUCCCCAUUUCGCCCAAGCAAAAGACCACCCUUCUCAGCUUCCUCGUCAAGGGGCUGCUGCUGGCGAUGGAGGAACACCCGAUCAUGCGUGCUCGAGCGAAGGAGGACGGAAAUCGGAGAACACUUGAAAUUGCGCGGGACGGCGUCAUUGGCGUAGCAGUAUCAGAUCCCAAAUACGGCCUCGUCACACCUUCACUCCCCUCCAUGCCCCCCUCUGCUCCCCUCUCAGCACUCACAUCCGCCCUCACCGCCCUCCGCCAGAAUCCGACCAAACCCUCCUCACCAGCGAACCUCACCAUCUCAUCAGUAGGCGGACUGGGCGAAGGGAGGGGGAUGAUGCCCGUCCUUCCGCCCGGAGGAGGGGUGGCCAUCUGUGCAGUCGGUCGGGCGAAGUGGGAGAUGGAAUGGAAGAAUGGGUCAGGGAAGGGGAUUAUGGAUAUGAUGCCGGAGGAGGUGGAGAGUGGGGGUAUGAAGGCGGUUUUGAGGGUACCGGUCGGAUGGAGUGGGGAUCAUCGUGUCCUGGAAGGAGCGGAGCUGAUUGCCUUUACCGAGACUUGGAAGAAGUACAUCGAAGAACCCUGGCGAUGGCUCAAUAUCGACUGA
Molecule: messenger RNA, 1917 nt
Organism: Dioszegia hungarica
Lineage: Eukaryota; Fungi; Basidiomycota; Tremellomycetes; Tremellales; Bulleribasidiaceae
Product: putative tricarboxylic acid cycle-related protein
Exons: 5
Coding region: 1-1917 (638 amino acids)
Cellular component (GO): mitochondrion; cytoplasm
Molecular function (GO): lipoic acid binding; acetyltransferase activity
Source: RefSeq, a predicted model, not a curated record